AAGGUUGGACUCUAAGGUCCCUUCCAGCUCUGAAUCCUAAAAUCCUUUGGCUGUUCCUGGGGGUCUUGGAGAGAGUGAAUGGGGAGGAAAGUUGGGAAGGUGAAGGGAGAGAUGUGGUGGGGAGACUGAGGUUACCCCUUCCCUCUCCCUCUGCAGGUGAUGACUAUUCGGAAGCCAUGGACGAUCUCGACUGCAGCGCUACUGGCUCUGCUGGCCUGCCUAGGGGCUCUGGUGGAGGGUUACCCCUCGAAGCCUAAGCCCCCGAGUGAGAACGCUUCCCGGGAGGAGCUCAGUCGGUACUACGCUGCCCUUCGGCAGUAUCUCAAUUUGGUCACCAGGCAGCGGUAUGGGAAGAGGGACACUACCGAAGUCCGGCUAGCUGAGAGUCUCUUUCCGGACAGCAGCGGAAACCAGUACAGCAAGUCUGGGUCAGAAGAGCCUUUUGUGUGGUGAUAGUUCCACCUUCUGAUUGAUCUCAUUUGCAUACCAGAGAACUUCCCACAAGGCCAGGAGUCUGCUGAACCUCUUAUCCUCCCACUUUUGGGGCAGCACCUGUGGGCUUCCAGUUUGGCGAGCUCUAAGUCCUCCACCUCUGCACCUGCAGAAGGGCUAUAGAUGACUGCUUCCUCGUUCCUUAAUA
Vombatus ursinus (common wombat) is the source of this 640-nucleotide messenger RNA. RefSeq names its product peptide YY (gene PYY). Gene Ontology annotation, biological process: neuropeptide signaling pathway; feeding behavior. NCBI's taxonomy places the organism in Eukaryota, Metazoa, Chordata, Mammalia, Diprotodontia, Vombatidae. The coding region runs from base 160 to 453 and encodes 97 amino acids. The transcript has 3 exons. Gene Ontology annotation, molecular function: neuropeptide hormone activity; neuropeptide Y receptor binding. Gene Ontology annotation, cellular component: extracellular region. The record is from RefSeq and is a predicted model, not a curated record.